AUGACGCCAACUCCUCAGCAGGACUAUGUGAACACGGAAGUUAGCCUUCAGCCAUGGUAUAUGGGCGAUUUGGAACGAUCGGAAUCUGAAGCGAAAUUGCGAGGAACACCGAACGGGACAUUCCUCGUACGAUACAGCAAGAACCGGAGGAGCUAUGUUAUCAGUAUAAGGCUAAAUGAGAAAUAA
Messenger RNA from Cooperia oncophora, 186 nucleotides. NCBI's taxonomy places the organism in Eukaryota, Metazoa, Nematoda, Chromadorea, Rhabditida, Trichostrongylidae. The record is from the annotation of a GenBank genome assembly.